Gymnogyps californianus (California condor) is the source of this 1463-nucleotide messenger RNA. RefSeq names its product coronin 2A (gene CORO2A). Gene Ontology annotation, molecular function: actin filament binding. The transcript is spliced from 12 exons. NCBI's taxonomy places the organism in Eukaryota, Metazoa, Chordata, Aves, Accipitriformes, Cathartidae. The record is from RefSeq and is a predicted model, not a curated record. Gene Ontology annotation, biological process: actin filament organization. The coding region runs from base 1 to 1440 and encodes 479 amino acids.
AUGUCGUGGCACCCACAGUACCGCAGCUCCAAGUUCCGCCACGUGUACGGCAAAGCUGCCAGCAAGGAGAAGUGCUACGACUGCGUGCCCAUCACCCGCAAUGUCCACGACAACCACUUCUGUGCCGUGAACCCCCACUUCAUUGCGGUGGUGACUGAGUGCGCGGGCGGGGGGGCCUUCCUCGUCAUUCCCAUCCACCAGACAGGCAAGCUCGACCCAAAUUAUCCCAAAAUAUGUGGGCACAAAGGGAGUGUUCUGGACAUCAAGUGGAACCCAUUCAAUGACUUUGUAAUAGCUUCGUGUUCAGAAGAUGCCACAGUUAAAAUCUGGGACAUCCCCAAGCACUUGCUAACAAGAAACAUUACCAUUCCGAAGAAGGAACUUCUUGGGCAUGUUCGAAGAGUGGGCCUCAUUGAAUGGCAUCCCACUGCUAAUAACAUCCUCUUCAGCUCCGGCUAUGACUACAAGAUAAUGAUCUGGAACCUUGACACGAAGGAGGCUGUCAUCUCGAACCCAGUGAAGAUCCUCGACGCUCACAAAGAUGUGGUCCUCUCCAUGUCGUUCAACACAGAUGGCAGUCUCCUUGCCACAGCCUGCAGGGACAGAAAGAUACGUCUGAUAGACCCUCGUGCAGGAACAGUCCUACAGGAAGCCAGCUACAAGUCUCACAGAGUCAAUAAAGUCUUGUUCCUUGGAAAUGUGAAAAAGCUGUUCUCUACUGGAACAUCUCGGUGGAAUAAUAGGCAAAUUGCAUUAUGGGAUCAAAAUGACCUUUCUGUGCCUUUACUGGAGGAGGAUCUGGAUGGCUCCUCGGGACUCCUGUUUCCCUUCUAUGACUCAGACACACACAUGCUUUACGUGGUGGGAAAGGGUGAUGGAAAUAUACGAUACUAUGAGAUAAGCCCUGAGAAACCAUACCUGAACUACCUGAUGGAAUAUCGUUCUCAUUUACCACAGAAAGGAAUUGGAAUGAUGCCAAAGAGAGGCCUUGAAGUGUCAGCUUGUGAGAUUUUCCGUUUCUACAAACUGAUCCCAACUAAAAGCCUGAUUGAGCCUAUCUCCAUGAUUGUGCCUCGACGGUCGGAGUCAUACCAGGAAGACAUCUACCCCUUGACCACAGGAGCCCAGCCAGCGCUGACAGCACAAGAGUGGCUGAACGGAGUUAACAAAGGGCCUCUCUUGGUAUCCUUGAGACCAGACAGCAGAAAACAGCUGAAAGUGGAGGAGAAAUUGCCGAAAAAUGAGCAAAUGUGCCUCUCCAAUGGCUUUGACAUAUUUGAGUGUCCACCACCAAAAACUGAAAAUGAGCUUUUGCAGAUGUUUUACCGGCAACAGGAAGAAAUCCGUAGACUACGUGAGCUGGUAAACCAGAGAGAUGUCCAAAUUAAACAGCUGGAGUUGGAGCUCAGAAAUCUCUGCAUGGACACAGGCAGUUACUGAGGGUGCUGGCCUGCAGCUCUUUG